ACCGCACCCGGCGUGAACGACAGCGGCUAAAGCUACAUGGUGCUCGGACUCGGCAGCUAACGUUGGGGAUUUGAUAUUCACUCAUCUCACCGCUGAGCCACACUGCGCCAUCAUGGCUCUUUACGAGUAUGUCACCCAGGAUCAGCUGGCGGGCUUCGACAAAUACAAGUACAGCGCAGUGGACUCAAAUCCCCUGUCCGUCUACGUCAUGCACCCUUUCUGGAACUUUGUUGUGAAGUUUCUUCCGACAUCGUUGGCUCCGAACCUCAUUACAUUCACAGGCUUUAUGUUUCUUGUGUUGAACUUCCUCAUGUUGGCCUUCUAUGACUUUGACUUCACUGCCUCUGCUGCAGCACAUGUACACGUGCCUAGUUUGGUCUGGGUUGCUGCGGGGAUCUUCAACUUCUUGGCGUAUACACUCGAUGGUGUCGAUGGUAAACAGGCGCGACGCACCAACUCCUCCACACCACUAGGGGAGCUUUUUGAUCACGGCCUGGACAGCUGGGCCUGCAUCUUCUUUGUGGCCACGGUUUACUCCAUAUUUGGGCGUGGUGAGUGCGGUGUGGGUGUUGCCACGCUGUAUUACAUCCUGUGGGUGGUGCUGUUCUCCUUCAUCCUGUCUCACUGGGAGAAAUACAACACUGGCAUCUUGUUUCUGCCCUGGGGAUACGACAUCAGCCAAGUGACCAUCUCCAUGGUUUACUUGGUCACUGCUGUGGUUGGCGUGGAAACGUGGUACGAGCCAAUCCUGUUCCACUUCCUCUACAGAGACCUUUUCACCUUUAUGAUCAUUGCUUGUUCUUUCACUGUGACCUUACCCAUGAGCCUCCUCAAUGUCCUGAAGGCUUAUCGCAGUAACACUCUGAAGCACAGCAGCCUGUACGAAGCCUUCCUGCCCUUCCUCUCUCCUGUCCUCCUCUUCAUCUUGUCCACCAUUUGGGUGGUGUUUUCUCCAUCCAACAUCCUUGAGCUGCAGCCCAGGACCUACUACCUCAUGGUGGGGACAGCAUUCGCCAAUGUCACGUGUAAGCUGAUUGUGUGUCAGAUGAGUAACACACGUUGCCAGCCGCUCAGCUGGCUGUUGCUGCCCAUGUCGUUGGUGGUGGGGUUGGCGGUCACUGGAGUGGUCGCCAGCGAGACGCUACUGCUGUAUCUGUGGACAUUGGCUGUCAUACUAGCACAUAUACACUACGGUGUAUCAGUGGUGCAACAGCUCAGCGACCACUUCAAUAUCUUCGCCUUCUCCCUGAAGAAGGCCAACAGUGACUGACAGGAGGAAGAACGAAUUGGCUUGAAAGGAGCGGAGGUUUAAACUCCUCCCCUCCUCUACUCUACCGACACUUCACCCUCAUCACCGCGGAAACCACAACCCCUCCCCUCCAUCCAUGACGACGCCGCAAGUGGAACGGACUAUGGCCCCAUUUGUCUCCAAACACACAUUCCGAACCAACCAACCAAACCCUGUCCCAGCGAUGGGGCUGGCCCAGGGGCUCUGGCUUCCGUCAUUGGUGAUUGGCUAACUUGGUUGAGCCAAUGAGGUGCAAUUGUUUCCUACGGAAAUGUGCUUCAGUCAUGAGGACAAGAGCCCUGACGAGCCAUGCAAACACACACACACGAACAAAAGUUAUUCUGCUUUCAUGCAGAUCAUUUAUAUCUUGUGGCAGGUAUUCCCAUACAAACAUACACACACACACACACAGUUAUACACUCACAUAGUAUUAUGAAUGUAUAAAAUGCCUUGGGAAAACAUCAUUUCAGUUUAAAGCAUUGACAGAAAGUAGUGCUAUUUCAAAACUGACCAAACCUCUGAACUCUGACCACAUGCGGCUCUCGCGUUCACAGCUGCGUCCAAAGUUGAAAGGUUCAGUUACCUGUUUUUAAUGGGAUGAUUGGAAGUUUGAAAUCUCUGUGAUAUAUGUUAAUAACUAUAUAUAUAUAUAUCUAUAUAUAUAUAUAAACUGUAUGUGAUGGGUUCAGGGCAAUUUGGUUUCAGUGAAAUGAAUCUUUAAAGAAUUAUCAGUGGUCCUGUAAAACGAUGAAUUAACCCCAAAUUAAUUCCCCAUUCCGCUCUGUAAUGAUGGCUGUUAUGAGCAAGUAGAGUUAACCUCUGACAUUUUGAACUCUACUAAUGUUUGACCUCUGUCUGAGCACUGGCCUCCGAGCUCUCCCUACCUUCUGAGGUGUCGCGGUUUCAUGCUUAUUCGUUCUGUUUCUCUUUUUCUUUUUCUUUUUAACAUACUUUUAUUUUAUGGCAUCAUUUGUUGGUCUGUCUCCAGGGCAGUGGUGUGUGGUCUAGUGGCGCAGCGCUUGAAUGAAGAGUGUGUCCCAAAGCCAGAAACGGAGCGGACUCACUCUGAGGGAACAAACCGUUGCACAGGACACCGCAAACACCACACAACACUGCCUGGUGUCACACUCUACAGCUCAUAUACACACACACACACACAUUGUCACCACACCUUUUAUAUUGUCUGUCAGGUAAUUUGUGUGUUGCCGCAUUUGUUUUGUUUUUCAGUCUUUAAACACUGUUCCUCUAUGUGACUGUUUCUACGGUGAAGAUGGAGAUUCAGUAGUAGCUGCAGACUGGUACAAGAGGACAAGUUCUCAGUGGUUUCAUAAUACAACAUAGACCGUUUGUCAGUGUGACUGUAGUUUGGAUGAGAUAAUUUAUUGUGUGUGUGUCAUCACACACUUUCAGCUCCCUUUUUAGCAUCGUUUCAAAGUCGGCACUUAAUCUGUCUGGACAUUUAUGUAGAAAAGCUACACUCGAGAGUACAGUUCAAGCUCGGCCUGAUCAAACACAAACGAUCAAUGUUGAGCCGAGACUUAGGAAAUGUAAGAGUCUUAUCAUUUUCAAACCUUUACUCUCAACCAGUUUGUUGGAGCGCCUGUUCACAUAUCACACCUCACUUUCCCCUGACAAAAGCCAGGUGGAACAGAUGUGCUACAGUUUGUAUGAAGGAAACUGGUUCAAGUGAACCAACUGUUGGGAAAGCCUUGCACUUGCCUUGUGAAUGGUAAGUCCUGUCUGGAGCAUUGUGUCAGUUGUCUGAAUGAACAUUUAGUCUGAAUGUGAAUGUGAGUCGAGGUUAUUUGGGUCCUGCUUACUGAUUAAAUGGUGCAUAGGAAAUAACAUGUAAAAAUAUACUUGCAUCUUGGACUUCAGAUUUGCUAAUGCUUUUCGUUCACUUGAUUUUGUACAUACACUGUGAGCAACAGUGAACAUGUACACCCUGCAGUGUCACUGCAGUCCUGUCAGGGAGAGCAGUACAUCCAGCUCUACUGCCAUUACAACCCUGUGAAGCGGCCCAUGGUGGUUUCCCAUAGCUCUGCACUGCGGCUGUGGAAAGCUUGUAUACAGUCAAGAGCACAUUGUAAUAGUUGACAUUUUGAUUUCACAAGUCCUUUUUAAUAAAGCCCCACAUCUGUGACUGUAGUGACUUGAGAACAGCUGAUUGUGAGAUGCACUGUGUGUAUGUGCUGAUCCAUGUAUGUAUGGGUGUCUACUCUGUAUGUGUGAAUAUCUUUGUAAAUACAUACAUUGUUUCUUCAUUUUUAUAUUUUAUUUUCUUGAAACGGGAUUGUUUCUCAGUUGGUUGAAUUUUUUUUCUUCUUUUUUCUUGUACCACUAUUUACGUGAGAUGCUCAACCAGUAGAGGAGAACCAAUCAGCAGUGAUCUUGUCAAUGCAAAGCUUCGUAGCUGUCGAGGAAGCAGUUCCUACAUCUGAGUUUUAUGAACUAUUUUCAUCUCCGCUGCUCCACUCGCUGAUUGGAUCGUCCUGGAGGUCACCACUCUGGGAUAGUUUGGAGGCUGCAGAAACUACAAACAGUGCUAAAUGCAAACAAGCAUUUCAAGUCCAAAUUAGCAAAUUAAUCUGCCAGCAGAGUGAGAUACACAAAGAGACUAAACAAGGCAGAAAAACGUAAUAAACACAUUGCUCAUUGUUGCUAGAUAAAUUCCUACUGAGUUCCUUAUAGUCAAAGCUCAAUUCUCACAGUUACUUUCUCUGGGCAUUUUUCUGUACUGUGCUCCUCAGCUUAACUCACCACAUUCUAGGACAAACUGCCCCUCGUCCUGGAUUAAUGACCCAAACCUUUCAAAUUGUGAUGAAGUUGUUGUAAAAUGCUGCUCUGGAUAACACUCCAGGGCUCCUGGGUGGCUACUUGUGACGUUGUAUUUAACCAGUGGAAGAAAAGACUGUCCAGAAUCAAAUAAAAGUGAUUUUUUUCUUUAACCAUG
Molecule: messenger RNA, 4241 nt
Organism: Platichthys flesus (European flounder)
Lineage: Eukaryota; Metazoa; Chordata; Actinopteri; Pleuronectiformes; Pleuronectidae
Gene: selenoi
Product: selenoprotein I
Exons: 10
Biological process (GO): phosphatidylethanolamine biosynthetic process
Cellular component (GO): endoplasmic reticulum membrane; Golgi apparatus
Molecular function (GO): ethanolaminephosphotransferase activity
Source: RefSeq, a predicted model, not a curated record